UUUUAGAGGGUUUUAGGGGGUUUAGAGCGGGAUUUAGGGUAGACUUGUUUUUUGGAUCAUGAAAGUUGAGGAGGAGGGUUUUUAGGGGGAAAGUAUUGUUAUGGUAUUUAGGAAUAUAAAUAAGGGUGGAUAGUUUAUUUAAGGGGGUAAUGAGCAAAGAAAAUAGCUUUAAUUAAAUCAGAAAAGUUAUGGUAUUGAUAAAUAUUAAAGGCUUACAAAAUUAAAGUUUCUCUACAUUCUUAACUCUCUUCCAUAUUCCUCAUUUUCUCUAACCUAUCCUUCAGACACUCAGACCGCUUCCACAAAGACACUGCAAAAGAACGACUCGAUGUCUCUCCACAGCUUGCUUAGUGAAAUGACGAAUCCUCCUGCUGCAAUCACACAUUCAUUACCAAAUACGAUAAAGAAAUUAAUGAAGAAGUCAAAGACAAAAUAAGGAUAUUGAUUACUUGGUGACAUACUUCUUGGGGAAUCUUGACGGUACCCCGAGACACCCUGACGCCCCUCAGCCAUGCAAAUUCUUCACAGAUCUAUACUCAGUCAAUGGCAUUGAACUCAUCAUGGAUGUCUGCAAAGAGCUUAAAUACAUGAAAUCCCAGAAAGGAGACUUUAUUAUUAAGCAAGAUGAAGAUGGAUAUACUUACUAUAUCGUCCUUGACGGAGCAGUCGAGGUCCUUAUCAAUGUAGAGAAACCUCUCAAAAUGAAUUUAUCAGAAUUGUUCAAAUUUACAGUUGAGCAAUAUGACCUUAUCAUUAAUGAUGAAAAAUAAGCAAUCAAUUCUCAAAGAACUCAAAAGAUAUUUUCCAAAAUAUAUCUCUGAAGCCUUGACUCCUGAGGGAGAGAAAUACGAAAUCAGGGAUCUAGAGCAAUGUAAGAAAUAUAUCGAGGCCACAAAGUCCUUUCCAGAGUACACUAUUAAUCUCAAAAAUGGUGGAAGAGAGGUCAUUAGUAAAGAGUUCCCGAUCAAAUUUAUGAACAAGGUUGCAAAUUUACCCUCAGGAGUUGGUUUUGGUGAACUUGCUCUUCUGACAAACAGACCUAGAAGAAAUGCAUCUAUUAGAGCCACUUCUGAAUGCCAUUUUGCUAUCUUGCAUAAGAAAGAAUUUGAUAAUACAUUGGGGAAAAUGAAAAAGAAGGAAAUUCAGAAGAAAAUAGAGUUCAUGAAUCAGUUCAGCUUCAUAAGCUCUCUUUCGUAUGACAGGAAGACAAAAUUAGCUUCAUUCAUGAAGAAAUAAAACCUAUACUUUUGGUAAAAGCGUCUAUCUUGAAGGAGACAAGGAUGAUAAUAUUUACUUUAUCGAGGAAGGAGAUUUCGAGAUGACCAAGGAUAUUUACAUCCUCCAAGAUUCUAACAAACUUGGCUUCAGAAGGAUGGUAAUUGAUAUGCAAAGACCAUACCUUGAUAAACUUAUUAACUUUAAAAACCAAAUAUUUGUCACAACAGAUGAGAAUGAGCUUUCUACUCUAAAAAGCCAAUACAAAGGGUCAGUCAAAAACACCACAAGGAUGUGCUUAAUGAGCUCAUGCGAGACUUUUGGACUGAUAGAACUAAUACUCAAUGCUCCUUUUAGAAUAUUCAAUAUCAAAUGUGUGUCAAACACAUCAACAGUAUAUUCAAUGUCGAAAGAGGAAUUCUUCCGAAGAAUCCCUCGAAACACUGACACACUCAUUGAAAAUUUCACUCAGAAAACAGAAUUCUCUGAAUAUAGGAUCAAGAACCAGGCCCAAGUACUUGACUUAGAGAUAGAUCAAGGCUAUUAUAACUCUUUUGAUGUUAUUGUCAACAAAAGUGAUUGCCAGAGUGAAAGCUCAAUAAACACUGACUUAUCUAUGAAAUCUUUCCUGACCAACAAAUCCUCUAAAUCCUUACUUCCAGUUAACAUUGAUGAAGAUAAAAGCGCUCAGGAUAAGAGAAAGUCUAGCGCCCGUUCACUUAAAAAGGGAGUAUCAUAUGCUGAUAUCCGCAAAGCCCAAAUGAAAGAUAGCUUUGUUGAAAGCCAAAGAUCCUCUUCAGACGGCCCUGAACUCCAGAAGAGGAAAAGUGUUCAAUUCACCAUCGAUGAUAUUAAGAAUAAGCGAACAUCACUUGAAAGAGGGAAGUCUAUUAAAUAUGUAGAAUUCGAGCUUAGCUCAAAUGAUCUGCAAUUUUUGAUCCAAAAUUAUUCCAGCAGCAAGAAUAGAACUCAAGGAAUCAACAGAAAAGUGAGGUCUGUGCUUAAAAAGAGGGAUUCUGAUUCUACAAGUUCUAAGGAGGUGCAACUCAACAGCAAGUUUUCACAAAAUAACUCACCUAAAAAGAGUAAAUUUAAGACCAGGGAGACUAUCAAGCGAGAAAGACAGGAAGGACUAAAGUCAGAAGUCUCUUCGUUCUCCAGCAUAGCAGCUGAGUCUAACAUCGAGUCCAAAAAUAGUCAAGGAGAGGUCUUAUUGAAGACAGAAAAUUCUCAGGAAGAGUCAAAGGGCAUAACUCUCAGACAAGAUUCUAUUCAAGGCUCAGCUAACAUGAUUGACCCUGAAAACUUUGUGAUAAAUGUCUUAUCAAGUGACCAUGCUAGUCCGGCUACAGCAAAACAAACAGAAGUUGAGAAAAGAGUUCUUGAUGAUUUGUCUGAUUCUUCUGAGAGUAGCAAGAGUUCGAAAGAUAUGAUCCUGAGACCAAAGACUAGCCUCGACUUAGCAAAGCCGUAUAGGUUUCCAAGAAAAUAACUGGGACUCUGAGAAAAAUGAACAUAAAAGGCACAGUGAUAAAAUUCCCAACCUUGAUAUCCCUUUAAAUUUUCUCAAAGAAGACUAUUUUGAAGAAAUCGAAAGAAUCCCAGAGUUAACAAAUGAAGUUGCUGAAACAAGAAUAUCUGAUGUUGAUGAGUACGGGGAUAUCUUCAGCCCUAUCCGUAAAACUUUAAUUGAGCUUCCUGAAACUGAACAAGAUAUUUUGAAGAAGAAUAAAGCAUUUAUUUCGAGAAUCAAGGCUGAUGAUCCCUUGAGAUAUCAAAAUAUCUUGAAGUAUUACUCCAGACCAAAAAUGAACAACUGCCCAAUUACUAAUAAGAUAGCUGGGAGAUGAAUUCGUACACAAUCAAUGCCUUAUCGAAAGAAUUGUAUUCUCAGCAUACCCAAUAAAUUUAAACCUAAGGAAAUUAAGAAGCCUCAGAAGUUAGGGAAAUAUUUUUCCGUAAACAAACUUGCUAAUACAUGAAAAUCACCAAUAAAAUCAAGGAAUAUACCAGGGUUUGUGAAGAACUCAAAUUUCACACAUACUUUGACCAUGAAAAAAUCAAGCCCUGAUGCUAACAAGCCCUUUAGUAUACCAAAUUUCUCAAAGAUUGAUACUUUAAAUACCAAUAGAGAAUCAGUAUUUAGCCCGCUAAUGCUAAAUGAGUAUCUUCAACAUGAUGCAAAGUUCUCAAAUUCACCAAGAGUAAUGCUCAAAGGAACAAAGAGUCAGGAUAUGAAAAAGAAAAAUUUGACAAACUUUCAGAUGAUUAAGGAAGAGCAAAAGAAUAAUUUCUUAGCUAAGCUGCAAGCUAAUCUUGAAACAUCACCUCUUAACAAAUUUCCUAAUCCAAAGCCUCUCAAAUAACCCUGUGUUCACCAGACUAAAAAAGCACAUCUCCAAAAAAACUAAAACCACACCUAGCAAACAAAAUCCAAUUCUAACUCUUCAAAAAUUCUCUAAAUCCCCUAAAACCCACUCCAAAAUCAAAAAUAGCCCAAAAACGAAUUCUAAUCCCCUCUUGUCUCCUCAUCGCCAUAUCCAAAUCCAGACUCAAAGAUCAAUUCUCAACGAACACUUUGAAAAACGUGCUAAAAUGAUUAAAAAGGUCAAUCUUACCAAUUACACCCGGGAAUGAAUGAUAAUAAAGAAGCCAAAACGCCGGAACGGAAGGAACCAGCAAAAUGAAGAGAAAGUUCUAUCAGUCCAAGAAAUUCUACGAACGAAUAUUUGUAAACGAUAAUUGGUUAAGG
Moneuplotes crassus is the source of this 3967-nucleotide messenger RNA. NCBI's taxonomy places the organism in Eukaryota, Ciliophora, Spirotrichea, Euplotida, Euplotidae. The record is from the annotation of a GenBank genome assembly.